AUGUCUUCUCGUUCGCCGUCUAUCGAUUCUAAUCCACCUCUUAACAAUCAAAAAAUUUCUACAACUUCUUCUCCAUCAUCACCAACAACAACUACGGAAUCAUCGUUUAUAAAUGAUUUUUUUCAACGAAGCUUAACAUUACCACAAACAAAAGUUGGCCUAGGAUCAACUGAAGGCGAUUUAUUUGUACUUGUUAAACGAUAUUUAGAAAUUGUUGGCCUCGUUUUUUUCGUUUGGUUAUUAGGUUAUUUUCAUUUUAGUGUCUCGUGGAUAUUACUUAUUGUUUUAAUUUAUUUAUUACGUCAAAGACAACGAAAUUUAUUUAAACAAAGUCAAAAAAUGUUACAAACCAUAAAUAGUGAUGAAAAUGAAAAAAAUUAUAUUCGAGCAAGUUUAGAUGAUUUACCAUCAUGGGUAUUUUUUCCAGAUGUUGAACGGGCCGAAUGGGUUAAUAAAAUAAUUAAACAAGCAUGGCCCUAUUGUAAACAAUUUUUAAGAACACAAAUAUUUGAUCAAGUUGUGAUACCGUUAGUAAGAGGUGCUAGUCCAGCAUUAAAUGAUUUUGAAUUUCAUGAAUUGGAUUUAGGAGAUAAUCCUCCUCGUUUAGGUGGCAUCAAAGUGUAUACAGAUAAUAUAAGAGAUCAAAUUAUGAUGGAUAUGGAAGUAUUAUAUGCUGGUGAUGCGGUGAUUAAAGCAAAAAUGAAACAAAUUGUUUGCGGUGUUAAAAAUAUUCAGUUUUGUGGUGAUUUACGUGUCAUUUUCAGUCCACUUAUUCACGAAAUUCCAUUAGUUGGAGCAGUGACAUACUUCUUUUUAAGAACACCAAGUAUCCAUUUUAAAUUGACUGAUGCUGGUUCAUUAGUAGAUUUACCUGGAUUAAAUGAUACAAUGUUAGCUGUGAUAAAUGAUAUUGUUCGAAGUAUGAUGGUGCUACCAAAUCGUCAAGUAUUUCCACUCGUUACACAUAUCUCAGUAGGACAUCUAACAUCAUCAAAUCCACAGGGUGUUGUUCGUGUGUAUAUACUCAAAGCUCGAGAUCUUAUUAAAGCUGAUAUCAAUUUUAUGGGAAGGGGAAAAUCAGAUCCAUUCGUUAAAGUAACAGCUGGUGGUAAUUUUGAAUACAAAACAAAGACAAUAAAUAAUACAACAGAUCCAGAAUGGAAUGAAGUAGAGCAAACUGAAAGUGAUCAUAUUCGAUUUGAUGUGUUUGAUGAAGAUCCUGGAAAAAAUGAUUUCAUCGGAAUUGCUAAUUUUCCUGUAAAAUCUGUUGUUGAACAAGGAACCGUGGAAACUUGGUUAACAUUGAAAGAAGUGAAAAAAGGCAGUAUUUUUGUUCGAUUUCAAUAUUUUUCUUUAACAACAUCAAAAGCAGCAUUAGAAAAAAUGGAUGAUUUUAAUCGUAAUCAGUUAAAAGAAGAAAAAUUAUCAAAAGCAUUAUUAGUACUUUAUAUUGAUGGUUGUUCAAAUUUACCUUCAUCAAAAAAACAUCGUCAUAGUCAAGAACCAAAUCCAUGGUGUGAAAUUAUUGUAGAUAAUUUCAAAGAUAAAACUAUAACAUUAGAACGUUCAACAAAUCCAAAAUUUAAUCAUAUAUCACAAAUAUUGUUAACAGAACCUAGUCAUCAAUUACUACAAAUUAAUGUUCGAGAUGCUAAAAAUAAUAAUGAUAUAUUGGCCUAUGUUCAAUUUUCAAUUAAACAAUUAUAUGAUCAAGAUACCAUGUGUGAAACAAGAGCAUUUCCAUUAAAAUCACAUACAGGACCAAUUGAAUAUUGUACAGUUACAUUAAGAUUAUGUCUAUUUAUUUUAGCUCCUGGUCAGACAAAUGAACGUAUAAGUCCACCACAUUCUACACCAUCUGGUAGUCAAAAAUCACUUUCCGUUUCUCCUACCGAUUCAACUCAUCAAUCAAUUUUAACGGCUGGUAUUGUUCAAAAAAAUAUAAACACUGAUAGAACAAUUCCAUCUCAAAAACCAUCGGAACUAGUAUCAUCAUCAACACAAGACAGUGAUCUACAGCAACAACCAAUCUCACCACGAUCGCUUGUUGAUGGACUAAAAUAUAAGCUUCAAGCUCCCGAACUUUAUCAAAAAGAAAGUUCAAAUUCAGAUUUAAGUUCUUUAAUGACGAACAAAACGUCUAUAAAACUGUUAUCAUCCGAUGAUGAUCCUGAAAAUUUAAUUGGUGUUCAUGAUCAAAAUCUACCGGAUCCAUAUGUUCGACUCUUCUUAGUACCCGAUCAUAAAAAAGAGAAGAAAAAAACAAAAUCUGUACGUGAUAAUCUCAAUCCCUCAUAUGAAGAAUCAUUUGAAUGGAAUGGUUCAUUAAAUGAAAUUCAAACACAAAAAUUACAAAUUAGUAUUAAGAAUAAUUCCCCACUAUUUGCCAAAGAAGAAACGUAUAUGGGAGAACUUCAAAUUGAUUUAUCAAAUCUUGAUCCUCAACGUAUAUCUCAUGCCUGGUAUUCAUUACAAGAGCCUAAAACAUCGGCAGCCGCUCCUAUUACUUUAAAAUAUCAGUUAUCUACACAAAAUAAUGAUUUAAUUGAUUCAAAUAGUUUUUCAUGA
Messenger RNA from Didymodactylos carnosus, 2568 nucleotides. Lineage: Eukaryota; Metazoa; Rotifera; Eurotatoria; Philodinida; Philodinidae. The record is from the annotation of a GenBank genome assembly.